Molecule: messenger RNA, 525 nt
Organism: Chenopodium quinoa (quinoa)
Lineage: Eukaryota; Viridiplantae; Streptophyta; Magnoliopsida; Caryophyllales; Amaranthaceae
Exons: 3
Coding region: 1-525 (174 amino acids)
Source: RefSeq, a predicted model, not a curated record
AUGAAAUGGGUUGACAAGCAUGGGAAGUAUUUGGGUAUACCAACGAUCAUUGGUAGAUAUAAGAGGAUGGUGUUCGAGGCACUCAAGGAUGGAAUCUGGAAGAAAUUGAACGGAUGGAAGGAGAAAUUGUUAUCUAGAGUAGGCAAAGAAGUCCUUCUCAAGUCAGUAAUUCAAGCAAUUCCGACUUAUCUUAUGGGAGUGUAUAAAUUUCCAGCAGGAAUUAUUAAUGAUAUCCAUAGCAUGAUGGCUCGAUUUUUGUGGGGCAAUAAUGAUGGGUCAAGGAGAAUAAGCAUGGCGAUUGGCUGCUUUCUGGAUGCAAACCUGGGAUGGUCAAGCAGCUUCUCUUGGAGAAGCAUUUGGUCAUCUAAAUCUUUGAUUAAGGAAGGGCUUUUGUGGAGAAUUGGGGAUGGGACUAAUGUCAAGAUUUGUCAAGACCCUUGGCUUGUCAAUGGAGAUAGUAGGUUCAUGACUUCACCUCCAUUUGAUGAAGUGCAGCGUGUUAGUGAUUUGAUUGUGGGAGAUUGA